Molecule: messenger RNA, 1425 nt
Organism: Lathyrus sativus (Indian pea)
Lineage: Eukaryota; Viridiplantae; Streptophyta; Magnoliopsida; Fabales; Fabaceae
Source: the annotation of a GenBank genome assembly
AUGAACGGAAAGGCCAACGUUACCAAAGAGCUUAACGCCAAGCACAAGAAGAUACUGGAAGGACUGCUCAAAUUACCUGAGAAUCGGGAAUGUGCUGACUGCAAAUCUAAAGCUCCGAGAUGGGCCAGUGUAAAUCUUGGCAUCUUUAUAUGCAUGCAAUGUUCAGGAAUACAUAGAAGUUUGGGAGUACAUAUAUCAAAGGUUCGUUCUGCAACUCUUGACACUUGGCUUCCAGAGCAAGUUGCAUUCAUUCAUUCAAUGGGAAACGAUAAAGCAAAUAGUUACUGGGAAGCAGAGUUACCUCCAAACUACGACAGAGUUGGAAUUGAAAAUUUCAUUCGUGCAAAGUAUGAAGAGAAGAGAUGGGUUCCAAGGGAUGGGAAUUCAAGAACACCUUCUGGACUACAUGAAGAUAAAUCUCCUUCACAAUGGCAGAGGCCUGCUGAAAAAAGUGGACAUGAAUAUGCCACUGUUCCUGAAAAUACUUUUGAGGAAAGGAAGAAAAUCCAGCCAUCAAAUGCAGUUCCUGCUACAAGACGUAGGGUUCCUGCUCCUCGCAAAGUACCUGAGCAGGUAACCCCUGCUCCCCAACCUCAAGACACCGAAAAAGUGAAACCAGUACCCCUGCAACAACAAGCUGUAACUUCAAAGCCGACUAUAGACACAGCUCAAAGUACCCCUCCCAAAGUAGACUAUGCUACAGACCUUUUCAACAUGUUGUCCAUGGAUGAUGCAAAUGAAAAUGGCUCCAAAGCAGCUGGUGCUACUGCUGAUGAUAAUAACUGGGCAGGCUUUCAGUCUGCUGCAGAGGUGUUAACAGCGGAGAAAACUGGUCCACCAAACGCAGUUGAGAGUACUUCUCAGUCUGCACCUGGAAUUGAGGAUCUAUUUAAAGAUUCAUUUUCUGUGACACCAAGUUUAGCUCCAGCGAAACCACAGAAAGAUGUGAAAAAUGAUAUAAUGAGCCUCUUUGAGAAGAGCAACAUUGUAUCUCCAUUUGCAAUGCACCAACAACAGCUCGCCAUGCUAGCACAGCAGCAGUCUCUUCUAAUGGCUGCUGCAUCUAAAUCUAAUGGUGUCGAUCUCAAGUAUCCUACUGGCAUACAACAACAAAGUCCCAAUGUUUCUGUUCAAAAUUGGCCAUCUACUGGAUUCCCAAUAUCUGGAGUGAUGCCCAUGGGUGCUCAGGGAGAGCUGCAGAAACAUAUGCAGACUGGGAACAUAACUCCAGCACAUCCAGCUGGGAACUCUGUUCAACAUCCAUCAUCUGGUUUUUAUGCUAUGGGACAAGUUGGUCCAGUCAAUGGUAUGAUGACAAUGGGAGUGAGUAAACCUCAGUCAACUCCAGUUCCGUCAACCACUUCCAAGUCUGCCAAGGAAUAUGACUUUUCGUCCUUAACACAAGGGAUGUUUGCGAAACAAUGA